AUGGACGAGUCGUUUUCAUUUCCUUUGCCAAAGUCCCUGGACACUCGCGUCCACAUUCGACUCAUUACAAAAUCCAAGGUGCUCAUGGUACACCUCACCACGGUCUCUGCCGAGGAAGCUGGCAAUGCGGUACCCUUGGGUUCAAUGGUCUAUGCUCUGCCAGAUCGAUUCAAUCCCAGCGUGCCAAUUUCGACACCAAUUUACAAGGAGGAACCAACGUUUGACUUUGCUACUCGAGUCGCCAAAAUCUUGGUCAAGAAGACACAAAUGCAUGUCUACGUAUCCAACUCCAUCAGCCUGGCCAGUACAGGUCUGGGAGGAACGUUUGAGGAGGAGAUGGAGGCGUUCAAGAAGGUGGUCGAAGUGACUCUGAGCAAGCUUCAACAUCUAACGACACCUGCAAGCAGCAUGCCUAAUGGCACAAGCGAGGCCUAG
Messenger RNA from Pestalotiopsis fici W106-1, 435 nucleotides. RefSeq lists its product as uncharacterized. The record is from RefSeq and is a predicted model, not a curated record. Gene Ontology annotation, biological process: proteasome assembly. Lineage: Eukaryota; Fungi; Ascomycota; Sordariomycetes; Amphisphaeriales; Sporocadaceae. The transcript is spliced from 2 exons. Bases 1 to 435 code for a protein of 144 amino acids.